CACCUGGCCGAGCGCGCAUGCGCCCCGGCCCAUGCCGGGAGCGGUGGGGGCGUGCGCAGCCCUCCCUCCUCCACCUCCGCCACCCCCGCCCCACGGGGAGAGUCGGGCUCGCGCCAUCUUGCGCCCCCCCCUCCCCUCGCCGUGCCACCUCUCCCUUCCGACACUCUCAGCCCCCCACCCCGCCCCUUCCCAAGCGUGUCCCGGGCCGCCGCCGCAGAAACCGCACCAUCGCUACCCCCACAUCCUCCACGCGGGACACGCAGCCGUGCCUACAAGUGUUCUUAGAGCAGAGAUGAAUAAUACUGCAGCCAGCCCAAUGUCUACUGCCACUUCAAGUAGUGGAAGAAGUACAGGGAAGUCUAUAAGCUUUGCAGCAGAAUUGCAGAGUAUGAUGUUUUCUUUAGGUGAUGCCAGGAGGCCUCUUCAUGAAACAGCAGUUUUGGUAGAAGAUGUAGUACACACACAGUUAAUUAAUCUGUUACAGCAAGCUGCUGAAGUUUCUCAGCUUCGGGGAGCAAGAGUAAUCUCUGCUGAAGAUCUUCUGUUUUUGAUGCGCAAAGAUAAGAAAAAACUUAGAAGACUGCUGAAAUACAUGUUUUUCCGAGACUACAAAUCAAAGAUCGUCAAAGGCAUCGAUGAGGAUGAUCUUCUGGAAGACAAAAUGAGUGGCAGCAAUAACGCGAACAAAAGACAAAAAAUCGCUCAAGACUUUCUCAACUCUAUUGACCAAACAGGAGAACUCUUGGCGAUGUUUGAAGAGGAUGAAAUUGAUGAAGUUAAACAAGAAAGGAUGGAGAGAGCAGAAAGACAAACUCGAAUUAUGGAUUCAGCUCAAUAUGCAGAAUUUUGUGAAAGCCGACAAUUAAGUUUCUCCAAAAAAGCCUCUAAAUUUCGAGACUGGUUGGACUGCAGCAGUAUGGAGAUAAAACCCAAUGUUGUCACCAUGGAAAUUUUAGCAUAUUUGGCAUAUGAAACUGUGGCACAGCUGGUGGAUCUGGCUCUUCUUGUGAGGCAGGACAUGGUAACCAAGGCGGGGGACCCCUUCAGCCAUGCCAUUUCUGCAACCUUUAUUCAGUAUCACAGCUCUGCUGAGGGGUCUUGCAUGAAGUCCUACCCAGACUCUCCUGAGAACACACCUCCCCCUACACCAACAGCUCCAUCAUCUGGAUCACAGCACUCAGGGAAAACCACAUCAGGACCCUUAGGGAAUGGGAGUGCUGGACAAGACUCAGCUAAAACCAAACAAAGGAAAAGAAAGAAGAGCACCGCGGCCUGUGGUGUUGAGGCUCACAGCGAUGCCAUCCAGCCCUGCCACAUCAGAGAGGCCGUUCGACGCUAUGGCCACAAGAUUGGCCCCCUUUCCCCAUUCACAAGUGCCUACCGCAGGAACGGGAUGACUUUUCUGGCCUGCUGAUGUGACUAUGGCUGCAACAACAGGAAAGACCGUGUUAUAUUAAGGUGAUUUCUGUUCCAUGCCUUGGACAAAAUAAAAUACAAGUUUACCUUCUCCGCAUCCUUGGGAGUGGGUUGGUUUGUUGUGACUAUCAACUGGCUGACUCCAGUCCUUUUCCAGCCCCCCUCAACGCUGAGUCUUGUUUACUAGAUGGGCCACUUAGCUAAUUAAUGGCAGGAUGUUUGAGAUGGUGUAGGUGGACAAGAAUGCACAUCACACGAUUUUGAAAUUUUAAUUUGGAAUAGAUUUACUGCCCUCAGCUCACAUAGCUUAAAAGCAGUGUCUUUUUUUUUUUUUUUCCCUUUUUCUUCCUCAGUGUUUAGUCUAUGUUUUACUUGAUGCAUUUUAUAAUCCAGGCUUGGGACAAAGGAAACAAAACGAAAAGGACAGUCAGUGCUCCCCAUGCACUGUCCCACCAACUCUGCUUCCUGACGUUUGUUGACUAGACCUGCGUGUAUGUUAGAGACAAGGGCGCAUUUUAUAAACGCCCUAAUCAGAGAUGUAAUUGGCCUGAUGGACCAUAGAGCAUGCGUGUCAUUUUCGUGGCUUCUUCCCAACUUCGUGGCUUCUUGUUUUCUCUCACCUAGAAAACCGGUCUUCAUUUCUCUCCUCUUCCUGCCCCUCCCGUCCCUGGGCCCACCCCUCACACACGCACCGUCCCCAUUUAGAAGCAGAGCAUAGAAUUGAUGCGAGGGGUGCCUGGUGAUCACUAGGGCACCUAGACCAAAAUGCCCUAGGCCGGGCAUUUCCUUGCUGGUGGCAGCUGAGUUACCACUCUAGCAUCUGUCUACUUUCUCCAGUAAAUGAGGAACUGUAACUCUUGGAAAUGAACCAAAAUAGAGCAGUUAUGUACAGUUCCUGAAUCAACCUGGAUUGCAAAAAAAAAAAAAAGGGGGAAGUUAGUUCUUUAAUUCUUUAGAAGUUUUGUGUAGUUUUACUUUUACCACUGUUUCUGCGUACACUGAAACAGCGUUUGUAAAGAAUUAAUAAAAACAGAAAUAAGGAGUUCCUGUCGUGGCCGAGCGGAAAUGAAUCUGACUAGUAUCCAUAAGGAUGCAGGUUCGACCCCUGGCCUUGCUCAGUGGGUUAAGGAUCAGGCAUUGCCUUGAGCUGUGGUGUGGGUCACAGACGCCGCUCGGGUCCGGCGUUGUGGCUGUGGCAUAGGCCGGCAGCUAGAGCUCUGAUUCAACCCCUAGCCUGGGAACCUCCAUAUGCUGUGGGUACCACCCUAAAAAGACCAAAAAAUAAAUAAAUAAAUAAACAAAUAAUUUUUAAAAAUAAAAUGAAACAGCAAUGAGAAGCGUGAAAGAUUUCCCUGCUUCCACCAAAUCAUUGUGAGGCUCAGUUAAUGGGAUUGUGCUGUAUUAUUCACAUUUGUCAGCUAUCAUUUACCUGUUCUGUGUUAGUCCUUCUGGAAAAAAUCUUCAUGUCAAGAACAAAAAAACGCAGAUAUAUAAUAUCAAAAAAUUGCCAAAGGGUUUUGAUGUUCCAUCUGUGCUUGGUGAAAUGUAUGAUUAAACUUUUCUUUUUAUCAUCA
Molecule: messenger RNA, 2990 nt
Organism: Sus scrofa (pig)
Lineage: Eukaryota; Metazoa; Chordata; Mammalia; Artiodactyla; Suidae
Source: RefSeq, a predicted model, not a curated record